AUGGCUCAGGCCGGCUGCACUGGGCCGACGUGCAAGUUCACGGGCAGCCAACGAGUAUCAAAUGUAGCAGAGGGCCGUUGCCCCAACACUGCUGGCUAUAUCUCCGACACAGAGAUUCAGGGAAUCAGUGACUACGGCAAGGUGAUGAAGCAGUGGACUGAUACCCGGUCUAAUACACUAGUCUAUAAUCAAGAGUGCGUUGCCGAUUUGGACGAAGAUAUCAAGGCAUCCCGGGCGAAGCUCUAUGUGUCUUAUAGUUUUGCUGGAAUAUCCGACUGGGCUGUGGAUUUGCAACAGUAUGUUGAUGGUCCCAGCGAAGACGAUGGUUACGACCCAGAUUUCUCCAAGAUCCCAUACUAUUGCAUGGACCAGUACAUUGUCGAUGUUGAAAUCAAUAUCAUGGACGAUGCGCUCGGCAGGUACAACGACCUGAUUGAUAACGGCUACGACGACAAGUUUAAGGUGUACACCGACGACUACUUCAAAGCCACCUGUCCAAACGUCUACAAGGACGGGUCGGAUGGCAUCGACUGGAUCAACACAAAGGUGCCCAACAAGGACCGGAUCAAGUUCGAUGAUAUCGACGUGAAAGUCUCGAACGGGUGUAAAUUCGCUGGUGAAGGCAUCAAGGAGUGUCAGAGGAUACAGGAUAAUUGGUUCCGGAACUAUCCGCAAGCCAGCGACAACUUCGAGGUUUUCAAUCCCAAGGAGGUGAUUGGCAGGUUGUACGACAAGUCCAAGAACCUCCUUCAGCGCCUCCAGCUACUCAAGGCCGCAGUGGAGAGCAUGGAAAAGGUCGUCGAAGAAGCUAAGAUUGCCAAGGCCGAGAGAGAGGCGAUGAUUGCCAACUUCCUCAGCGGAAUUCUCCUUUUCAUCCCCAUCGUCAGCGAAGUGGCAGCGGCGAGCAGUAUGACCGCGAUUCGAGCCGCGUUGCAGUGGUCGAGGCCGCUGGCGAGGCAGGACUGA
Molecule: messenger RNA, 966 nt
Organism: Ilyonectria robusta
Lineage: Eukaryota; Fungi; Ascomycota; Sordariomycetes; Hypocreales; Nectriaceae
Exons: 7
Coding region: 1-966 (321 amino acids)
Source: RefSeq, a predicted model, not a curated record